AUGGCGGCCGUGCCCGAGGAGGAGGCCGGGCCCGGGCCGAAGCAGAGGGAAAAGCAGAAGAACAAGACCAAGAAGAAAGCGGCGCCAGUUGAUGAAUCUGAACUUCUCACUGUGCCAGAUGGAUGGAAAGAGCCAGCCUUUACAAGGGAGGAUAAUCCCAAAGGGCUGCUGGAAGAAAGCAGUUUUGCAACAUUGUUCCCGAAGUAUAGAGAAGCCUAUUUGAAAGAAUGCUGGCCACUUGUCCAGAAAGCCUUGGGUGAACUUUAUGUGAACGCAGCGCUGGAUCUAAUUGAAGGAAGCAUGACUGUCACUACUACUAAGAAGACUUUUGAUCCGUAUGCAAUCAUUAGGGCUAGAGACUUAAUAAAACUUCUGGCAAGAAGUGUUCCAUUUGAGCAGGCAGUUCGUAUCCUUCAGGAUGAUGUUGCAUGUGACAUCAUUAAGAUAGGCUCUCUGGUGAGGAAGAGAGAGACUUUUAUAAAAAGAAGAGCACGGCUUCUUGGGCCAAAAGGAUCUACUCUGAAGGCCUUGGAACUCUUAACAAACUGUUAUAUUAUGGUGCAAGGCAACACCGUUUCAGCUCUUGGACCCUUUAGUGGGCUAAAAGAGGUUAGAAAAGUUGUUCUGGACACAAUGAAGAAUAUACAUCCCAUAUAUAACAUCAAGACUUUGAUGAUCAAAAGGGAAUUAGCAAAAGAUCCUGAACUGAGGACACAAAGUUGGGAAAGAUUUUUGCCUAAAUUCAAGCGGAAGAACUUGAAAAAACGCAAGGAGCCCAAGAAGAAAAAUACUAAGAAGGAGUACACACCAUUCCCACCUCCGCAGCCAGAAAGUCAGAUUGAUAAAGAAUUGGCAAGUGGCGAAUACUUCUUGAAAGAAAGACAGAAGAAACGCAAGCAAAUGGAAGAGAUAAAGGCAAAGCAAGCAGAUGCAAUCAAGAGAAGACAAGAAGAAAGAAAUAAAGCUUUUAUCCCACCAAAGGAAAAGCCAGUUGUGAAAACAAAGAAAGCCUCCACUGAGAAAAAGAUUGAUAUUGAAGCCAUCAAAGAAAAGGUAAAGAAUGCAAAGAAGAAGAAAUUAGGAGCACUCCCUGAGGAAGAAGUAAAGUUAAAAAUGGCAGCAGAUGAAAAGAAAAAAAAGAAAAAGAAGUAAUUCACCACCCAGGACCUUUACUUGUCGCCUCUGACAAUGAACAUUUCUACACUUGGAAGAUGGGAGAUUUUUUGUUGUCAGGUUAAUAUGGACAAGAAAAGACUAAGUAGAAAGACCAUUCUCUUUUCCUAAGUACAGUUUAAUUAGUGGACCUACAAUAGCUGUACAGGCUGGUGAAGAAAAUACAUGCUACUGUGUUGAGAAAGUAAGAGAAUGUAUUUGGGUAAUACCCAUCUGUCUGAAGGGAAGGUUUCAAAAUAGAAACAUUCAGCAGUUUGAUGUGGAGUGUUAAACAGUGACAGAGAACUCUGAGCGGUGAAGCUCAAGGUAAUUCUGUGAAAGACUACCAGACAAUAUGCAGCCUCAAGUUGUGGUGAUAACUUUUGCUAAAUGGGCAAGAUUUAUUACUGUGUUAUGCUUUUAUUUUUGUAAAAGCUGAUUAUAUUUGUGUGUCUUGUCUCAAUGUUAAUAAACUAUUUUAAUACAA
Molecule: messenger RNA, 1639 nt
Organism: Sturnus vulgaris (Common starling)
Lineage: Eukaryota; Metazoa; Chordata; Aves; Passeriformes; Sturnidae
Gene: KRR1
Product: KRR1 small subunit processome component
Cellular component (GO): nucleolus; small-subunit processome
Molecular function (GO): RNA binding
Source: RefSeq, a predicted model, not a curated record